AUGUCUUGCUGUGCAUUACAAAUCACUGGGCUAAUAUUUGGAGGUGUGGGCAUGGUUGGGACUUUGGCAGCCACAGUUAUGCCUCAGUGGAGAGUUUCUGCAUUCAUUGAGGGCAACAUUGUGGUGUUCGAGACAAUCUGGGAAGGAUUGUGGAUGGAUUGCAUCAGUCAGCUCGGCAUCAGGCUGCAGUGCAAAUUCUAUGACUCCCUCUUGGCACUUUCUCCAUCCUUGGAGGUGUUCAGAGCCCUCAUGUGCAUUGCCGUGGGACUGUCAAUCAUUGCCUUUCUGAUGGGCAUUGCUGGUGUGAAGUACACUCAUCAAACCAAGGAGGAUCCCCAGGGCAUCAGUGUCUUCGUGUUGACAGCUGGAAUUGCUUUUCUCCUGACGGGUGUCCUCAUUCUCAUCCCAGUGUCCUGGACUGGUGGGAGCAUCAUACACGACUUCUAUGAUCCGAACGUCCCUGUGCCGCUGAAGCGAGAACUAGGAGCUGCUCUCUACGUGGGCUGGGUGAGCUCUGCUCUUCUUAUCACUGCAGGAACAAUGUAUUGUAGCUUCUGGUGCUUGGCUGAUGCAUCUCCCAAAUCCGGGUACCUAUCACCUUCCCGUCACAGAUGGCAGAAACAUGACUUUGCCAGGGGAAAAUCCGUAAGCAUGCAUGCCUAUGUGUGA
Molecule: messenger RNA, 669 nt
Organism: Tinamus guttatus (white-throated tinamou)
Lineage: Eukaryota; Metazoa; Chordata; Aves; Tinamiformes; Tinamidae
Product: claudin-8-like
Cellular component (GO): membrane; bicellular tight junction
Molecular function (GO): structural molecule activity
Source: RefSeq, a predicted model, not a curated record